UUACAACUAUUCUUGCUCAUAUUUUUGUUUAGCCAUUUUAGCUUAGCGGCUAGGAGCCUUUCUGAGACAAACUCAGACCGUUACCAAUCCCAGCAGCCUAUACCAUUUCAAUAUCACAAUGGUCCUCUUCUCACCGGAAAUAUAUCCAUCAAUUUAGUCUGGUAUGGCAGAUUUAUACCCCACCAGCGCGCAAUUGUGUCCGAUUUCAUCACCUCAUUUUCUUCCCCUACAUUAGACCAACCGUCUGUUGUUACAUGGUGGAAAUCCAUAAAUAAAUACUACUGCCUCAACAAUGCUAAAGAAACCCCAUCUCUAUCCUUCUCACUGAGUACCCAAACACUGGAUGAAAGCUACUCGCUAGGCAAGUCCCUAUUUCUUGGAACACACGUUAAGAAGUUGGCAGCGAAGGGUGGCCGGAGUAAUGGCAUCAAUGUUGUCUUGACCUCAGCAGAUGUCACUAUUGAUGAGUUUUGCUCUUGCAAAUGUGGCACACAUGGGUACUCAAGAAGCUCGUUCAUUAGAGGCAAGAGCUCCAACUUCGCUUACAUUUGGGUCUUAGAGUUGCCUUACAUCUGGGUCGGAAACUCUGAGUCCCAGUGUCCUAGUCAAUGCGCUUGGCCAUUCCAUCAGACAAUUUACGGACCACAAAAUCCACCUUUGGUUGCACCCAACAACGAUAUUGGUAUGGAUGGCAUGAUCAUAAACCUGGCUAGCCUUUUGGCUGGGACAGUGACCAACCGUUUUGGAAAUGGGUUCUACCAGGGUCCCAAAGAGGCUCCAUUAGAGGCCGCUUCGGCUUGUCCUGGUGUCUACGGGAAAGGUGCUUAUCCUGGUUAUGCUGGUGACCUAUUGGUUGAUGCUACAACUGGUGCUAGCUACAAUGCCAAUGGUUUUAACGGGAAGAAGUACCUGCUCCCUGCUUUGUUUGAUCCCUCAACCUCAACUUGUUCAACUCUUGUUUGA
This is a messenger RNA of Argentina anserina (silverweed cinquefoil), 963 nucleotides long. Its product is annotated as protein PHOSPHATE-INDUCED 1-like. The annotation marks the transcript as partial. The transcript has a single exon. Lineage: Eukaryota; Viridiplantae; Streptophyta; Magnoliopsida; Rosales; Rosaceae. The record is from RefSeq and is a predicted model, not a curated record.